Chelonus insularis is the source of this 1856-nucleotide messenger RNA. RefSeq lists its product as uncharacterized. Lineage: Eukaryota; Metazoa; Arthropoda; Insecta; Hymenoptera; Braconidae. The coding region runs from base 664 to 1527 and encodes 287 amino acids. The record is from RefSeq and is a predicted model, not a curated record. The transcript is spliced from 4 exons.
AUUAAUAUUAUUUAAUCGCAUUAAGUAAUCAAAAUAAAUUAAAGCAUCUUCAAAAUAUGUAAUUUUGAAUAAAGAAUAUCUCUGUAAACAUCUAAAGGCUUGUAUCCAUGAAAAAUGUACAGUGCCAUAUAUUACUAUUGAAGAGAACUCCAAAUCAAUAUUCUUUGUAUUCAUCUUUUAAUGCGUAGUUAAUUUAUCGCUGCUUUUUUUUAGUAAGCUAUAAAACUCUACGCAUUUCUUCAUUUUUGCAUUCACUUCAAAGCAAUAUAUAAGUCACUGUAAUUACCGAGAGGUCAUGAAUCGAUUCUUUCCAGAAAAAUAUCAGUCUUUCAACAGCCAUAUUCCCAACCUCCCGCUUCAGAUAUUGAACAAUUAAGUCGUUUUGCUUCUGGAGGAUAUUGUGAUCAAGCGACAAUCGUUUACUUACAACAUCCUUGUGUAAUAUUAUCCGCCCUAGAAGUCCUAGGAUACAAAGUUGUCGCAUCUUCUAGUACGAGUGUAAAACAAGAUUACAAUGAGUAUAUGUGGACAAUGAGAAAAGAUUUUUCUGAACCUGAACCAGAACCGAUUGUUAAAACAGUAACUGGCGCAGAUUAAUCAAAGUGAGGGCAUUGACAUAACCAAGACGUAUCAUCUCAUCAUUUUCAUCAGACUUCAGCUAUAAUGGUCAAAAAACGGGGAGUUGUUUGGUCUUACUAUGAUAAGAAAGUAGAAGGUUCAACUGUAAUAGCGUUUUGUAAAUUUUGUCAUCGAUCUUACAUACAAAAUGCUACAAGAAUGGAAAAACAUUUAGCCCGUUGUGAAAAGGCAGCUCCAGAUGUUAAACAAUUAUUUUUACGAGUUUCGACCAGUAAAAGGGUAAACCGAGCUCGACUUUUAGGAGCUAAAAUAGGAGGAGAUUGGAUUAAUAAAAAUGGAGAAAUAACUCUUGAUAUUUCCAAUCUCACGGAAGCUGAUAUUGAAGAUAUUAAUGAGUGGAAUAGGCAAAAAGAAGAAAUGGCUAAUAAUGAAGAUGUGCCAGUACAAAGUUUAGAUUUACUUGAAGAAGAUGAUGACCCUGCUGGUUGGUCAGGACAACAGGAAAGUUCACCUUCAAAAUUACAACGAAAAAAUACUGAAUCAAUGAAAACACAUCGAGAGUGGAUAAAAGAAGAUGAUCUUGAGACUGUGACCGUUGAUAAUUAUGAAACUACUGAAGAAGAGCCACAGCUACAGAAUGUAAAUGUUGAACAAGGAAGAGUAUCAGUAAAUCCGCUUUUACAAAGUGUACAAACAAUACCAGCUUCUCCACAUUCACCUUUACAAACUAAAAUUCUACAGGAACAGCUUUUAGAACGACGAGCUUUUAGAAAAAUCGCAGAACUAGAGUUACGCAGAAAAACUCUAGAGUUUGAACGAUUCCAAUGGGAAUAUGAACAUGAAAAAGCUCGUGCUGAGAAACAAUGGGCUCAUGAACUUCGCAUGAUGCAACUCAAAGAAGAACGUGAACGUGUAAUUGUGCAAAGAGAUAUGGAAAUUGCGGAAUAAGAUCGUUUUAACAAUACUAUAUAAUGUUAUUAAUAAUUUAUUACAUUUUUAUCAAUUAUAUAAUUUCAUGUUUUUAUUCUCCAUCGAAAUAUGUUACGAAAAAAUAUUAAAUACAUAAUCAAUUCAUCUGCCAAUUGAAUUAUUGUAAACACAAAUAAAGCGUUUCUUUCUCACUUUUUUGAAUAAUAUCUCAUAUUCAUGAAUAUUAAUAUUCGAAAAUAAUAUUGCCUACAUUUAUAACAAUGUACAUAAAUAUUUUGUAGAAAUAGUAUAAUAACAUAAAAUGAAUAAAAAACGAGCCGACUUCAUGAGUUACAGAUUUUAAAACA